Messenger RNA from Sphaeramia orbicularis (orbiculate cardinalfish), 6955 nucleotides. RefSeq names its product zinc finger protein 646 (gene znf646). Bases 425 to 4948 code for a protein of 1507 amino acids. The transcript has 4 exons. Gene Ontology annotation, cellular component: nucleus. The record is from RefSeq and is a predicted model, not a curated record. Gene Ontology annotation, molecular function: DNA-binding transcription factor activity, RNA polymerase II-specific; RNA polymerase II cis-regulatory region sequence-specific DNA binding. NCBI's taxonomy places the organism in Eukaryota, Metazoa, Chordata, Actinopteri, Kurtiformes, Apogonidae. Gene Ontology annotation, biological process: regulation of transcription by RNA polymerase II.
GCGUUUAGAAAUAGCACGAGUGUUGAAAUAGCUUUUAAGCUAACUAUUUUCAAGAGGGAAGUAUUUCACUGCUGCACAUUUCCUGUUUCCUAGCAACAAGAGUAAUGUAGAAAUGUGAUGGAAGGAAAAAGAAAGGGGAUUGUCUUUUCUAUAAAAAAAAGAAUGUUUUCAAAGUAAUGAAUGAAAAUAUACCUUCAGAGGCGUGUAUUGACUCAGUACUGCUGCAGCUCAACCUGCCUGCUUCUCCAAACAUAACUGUCCUUAUUAUGUGGACCUGGUUUCAACAUCCAUUAACUUACCUCUGAGAACACUACUUGGACCUAAAAAAAACUUUUCUUUUUAACUGGGCAAGACUGGCAUGUAAUGAAUUUCCCUCCUGCAUGUACUCCAUGUCUGGUGCAUUUAGUUCAACUGUUACCUUGUAAUGGCUGUGCAAGACCUUGGCAGGGCAACAGGUUUUGCUUGCAAACAGUGUGGCUUGAUAUAUCCCAAUAUGCCUAGUCUGCUGGACCACAUGGAUGCGCACCUUGAGCAAGAGGAAGAUCGGAAAUUUAAAUGUGAUGAAUGUGGCCGUGGCUAUCGGCAUGCUGGCAGCCUAGCAAACCACAAAAAGACUCAUGACGUGGGUUCUUUUCAGUGCAACAUAUGUGGUAAAGAAAAUUCCAAUGCGUUGGCCCUGAAAAGUCAUCUCCGUAGCCACACUUCACAGAAAAAGUACUCGUGUUCAGACUGUGGAAAGGCUUUUCGUCUUGCUUCACAACUUAUGACACAUGAGAGGGUUCAUCAAGUGAAACGAGCAAAAGAGGAUUUGUGUAGGAAGGCAGAUGUGGAAGGUGCUGAGAACGAAAAUCAACACGAAGUUGAAAGUAAGCAGCUGCAUCACUUCCAUGAGCAGUCGCCUAGUGUCGGAACUUCUACAAAUAACAGCUCAGACGAGGACAAGACAGAGGAAGUUUAUAAUGCACAGUCUGAGACAGAUGACUCAGCCAAUCGACCUUUCAGAUGCAACAUUUGUGGCAAAUCGUACAUACACCUUCGGAGCUUGACCAACCACAAAAAGACUCACCAAACAGGAAUGUUUGAGUGCACAGUGUGUUUCAAACUGUUCAAUAACAUGGCUGCACUGUAUAGUCAUCAGAGAUCUCACAAGUCAAAAAGUCGCACGGAGCCUGAUUCAGUGGAUGAGCCUUAUAUGGACACAUCAGCAGAUCAGUUUUCACCUCAGAGCCAAGAUGCUCCAGUAAACUUCUGCCACUUGUGUCAGGUAUUAUUUCCCAAUGACAAGGAGUUCCAGGAACACAUCCAAAUGCAUAACUCGUCAUCUAUGUCAUUUGGACUUCAGGACAGCUUACCAGAGAAUCAUAAUCUGUCUUAUGACAACAGUAUUGCUUCCCCUCAGUCAAAUUUUUAUGUAUCUCCUAUGAGCAAUAUUCCAUCUGCAUCAUCAAUAGAUAAUCAUGGAGCGUAUGAUCUGCCAGCUGAGCAAAUUACAAAUAAUGGUCACAUUUAUUCAAACUGCUCCAAUAAUCAAACUUCAUCUUCCAAUAGCACUCAGGGAGAACCCCCAGUCAUCACUGCAAACAUUCUCAGUCCUGCCCUUGUGCACACACAAAACAGUAACAACACAAGUGAAAUGGAGGAGACUUCAACUGGAGAUUCUGAUGAGCGACCCUUCAAGUGUCAAAUCUGCUAUAAAAGCUACCGACACUCGGGCAGCCUUAUCAACCACAAAAGGUCACACCAGGUUGGGAUUUACCAGUGCUCCAUCUGUAGGAAAAGCUAUCCACACUUGGCUGCGCUGAAAAGUCAUCUUCGACUACACAAAGGCCAGCCAGCAUCUUUUAGCCUCAACAGCGAGGGGGAUUGGCUCUCCUCUGAGCCUCUGACUGUGGAAAACCAACACGGCUGCUACUCACAAGAGGAGGAGGAGGUGGACGAUGGACACCCUGCUCUUGUGAAUGAGCAAGAGAAUGGUCUUGACCACAGUAAUGGAGCUUUGUACCAUGAGCAAUAUAAUCAGGAAUUUUCCCAAGACAUGACUGUGCAGCUACCUCACAAUGACCACCUGAUGCAGAGGCACAUGUGUGCAGACUGUGGUGAAACAUUCGCAGAUAUCGCAGGGAUUAAGUCUCACAGUUGCCCACGGCUACAGCAGCAACAUGACACCACAAACAGUGACUAUGAUAGUAAUGCACACUUUCAGGACAGUAAUGGUCACUGUGCUGCUGGAAAUUCAGGCAGUAGUGUGGAGUUCCAUGGUAUGAACGGUAGCCAUGAUUAUUAUGAACAGAAUUUCCAUGAAAAUCUGAGUAGGGAUCACAUGACCAGCAGUGGUGCUGGUGACGAUACUGAAGAGGAAGAUGAUGAUGAGGAUGACGAUGGAGAUCUUUAUCAUUGCUCAAUAUGUGGAAACAGUUACACCAGCAUGAGGGCUCUCAGGAGCCACCUCCGAGGACACACACAGUCCCAUGGCACUCCUGCAAGCUCAGGGCCUUCAUCCAUGUCCUCACAUGAAGAAAUGAAAGAUGACGAACCAGGGGAGAUGAUGAUCUGUAGUACAUGUGGGGAAAGCUUUGUUAAUACACAGGACUUGAUAAGUCAUCAGCUUCUGCACAGCACAGACCAAGGAGAUAACCGUUUGCAAAUAAACAACAGUGACAGUUCUAGAGGUAAAGAGGAAGCACAGAGUGUUAUCUGUGGCAGCUGCGGCAUCUUCUGCACCAGCUUCCAUCAUCUCACAAACCACGGCUGCUCAGCAGAGCGGAAAAAUGAACCAACAAAGUGUGAGAAGGAAACAGAAGUAAAUGAAGACACCUGCCGUGAAGACACAAGUGUGGUUAAAGACACUGUUGAUACUGAAGAGCGUCAGUACCAGUGUGAACAGUGUGGGCGGUCAUAUCGACACGCUGGCUCCCUCCUUAACCACAAGAAGUCCCACAAAACAGGUGUAUUCAGAUGUCUUGUGUGCCAGAAGCGCUUUUACAAUUUGUUGGCUCUGAAAAACCACCAGAGGUCCCACUUUGAUAUUAAGAGAUAUACUUGCCAUGAGUGUGGGAAAGCCUUCAAAAUCCAGAAACAGCUAUUAAACCACCUGAGAAGGCACAAAGAAAACCAAGCCAAAAUCCGGGAACUCAACAAUCAGAUCCAGGCCCUCAUGCGGAUGAAUGGGACCAGGUCAGAUGGAGGAAUGCAGUCCUUAACCACAAAUGCCAGUCAGGCUUUUACCCACAAACAACGGCCUAGGGAGAAGACGGGAGAAACCAAACGGGAGCCGUCAGUCAAAUCAGAGAACACAGAUGACCAGCGACCUUUCGCUUGUGACCAGUGUGGACGUACGUAUCGCCACGCAGGAAGUCUGGUCAACCACAGAAACUCUCAUAAAACUGGUCAGUAUUACUGUUCUGUAUGUAACAACACUUACUCUAAUCAGCUGGCGAUGAAGAACCACUUGCGCACCCACUUUGCAUUUAAAAAGCACUCUUGCCAAAAGUGUGGAAAAGGCUUUAGAGGUAAGAAGCAGCUUUUAUCUCACGUCUGUGCAGGCUUCAGGAAGGAUGGGAGUGACGGCAGGAGGGGGCUAAAAUCUAGAGCCUUUAAGUGUAAAGAAUGUAAGCAGGCUUUUCCUUCUCAUGACCAACUGACAGCCCAUACAUGUGAGGGCCCCUCAGCCAGUGAUGAUGCACAAACAAGCAUGUCUCCAAAUGAUAAAGAGGAGCGGCCGUUCAGGUGCAACAUAUGUAACCGCAGCUACCGCCACGCAGGCAGCCUCCUAAACCACAAAAACACACACAAGACGGGACACUUCAGCUGCACCGUCUGCUCCAAGCCCUUCACCAACCCCAUGGCUUUACGCAAUCACACACGCAUCCACACACAGAAGAAAAAGUAUGUGUGUCUCACAUGUGGAAAGGCCUUCCGCCUGGCGAGCAUCCUCCACAACCACCAGAAGGUCCACAACCGGGUGGCCGGUCACUUCAGCUGCCCCGGGUGUGGCAAGAGCUUCCAAGGGAAGUCGGGCCUAAGGAGGCACCGCUGCCGCAGAAGUCAGGAGAACUCGACAAGAGCCGGGGUCCAGCAGUCAGACAGAGGAGACAAGUGCUUCAUGUGUGAUCUGUGUGGGCGCUCUUACCGCCAUGCUGGCUCUCUCCUGAACCAUAAAAAGACUCACUCUGAAAACCUCCACCACUGUACCUUAUGUCUGCAGACGUUUCCCGACCCCCUCACUCUGCAGAUCCACUCCCAGAUGAGGCGUCACUGCUGUCCUGAGUGUGGCAAAACCUUCUGUCUUGUCUCGCACCUGCAGAGCCACAUGGAGGUGCACUCCAAGGACCAGUCUGUGGUCUGUGACAUCUGUCAGCAGAGCUUUCCCAACACGGCCACCUACCAGCAGCACCGGGACAUGCACCCCAUGGCUCAGGGCCCCGUGGAUAACAACCUCUGCUGGGACUCAGGAAUAAACCAGACCCUUGGUAUGGGCAAGCAGGAACCGCCACCUUUGUCUCAUAUUCCGCAGAAAAAUACCAACAUGGCUGGCACAGAAGAUAAGGGCCACGUGUGUGAGCACUGCGGCCGUACUUACCGCCACGCAGGCUCCCUCCUCAACCACAAAAACAGCCACAAAACAGGUUCCUUCUUCUGCUCGGUGUGCCAAAAAGAGUUCACCAACCUGAUGGCUCUCAAGAACCACAGGCGCAUUCACACCGAGCCCAAGCGCUACCAGUGCCUGGAGUGUGGGAAAGCUUUUCGUGUGUCCACUCAGCUCAUAUGUCACAGACGGAUCCACACCAAAGAGAAGCCUUUUGCCUGCCUGCUGUGCGACAAAAGCUUUUCAAGCAAGUCCAACCUACGGCACCAUCAGAAGAUGCACCAGAACACACAGACCUACGACUCCUCCUUUAGCAUGGAUGCCAACACUUUCAUGGACUUGGACAUGGGGUCUUUUCUUUGAAGCUGCAUGUCAGAGUGGGUGCAAGGGGUCCUCUUAUUCAUGUGUUCUUUAUCAGUAAUUGUAAAACAGUAUUUUUUCAGAAAGUGUUCCUUGGUCCAGAUGGAAUCUCACAUUUCAUUACAGACUUCCAGUCUUACCUCCACAACAGAUGGUGACAUCACUGCAGUCUCCAGAGGGUUUAUCAGUCAGCUUUGAAGCAUAAAGUCUGAAUUUUUUACACAGCAUGCUAAAAUACCACACUGGUGAUGAAACAAUAGUCACUUGCUGAGUCCUCACUGACUAACCAGCCAACCAAAGUGAACAGAAAUAGUUCCAUGUACACUCACGGUGACAACAUGUUUUUGUAAUGCAGUACUGUUCUAACGGUGAUCUUUCCUCUCUCGCUAUGUUAAAAUGUGUUCAGUGCCUCUGUAAGUUCUUAGGAAACAAAAUAUACAAACGAUGUUUAUCUGAAUCCUUUUGUUAGCUCUGCUGUCAGUGUCUAAGGACUGGUCACUUUCCUUUGGGAUUCCAAUAGGGCAAGCCUGUUAUUAUUAAGUCAAAUACCUCUGGGUAUGUCCAAAGGUCAGUGGCAAGUUUAUUUACUGAAAUCAUAUUAUCAAGUGAAUAGUUGUACUGCUAAUAAUAUUCAGUAACAUUGUAUGCUAAAAUGGAUGUAUUUAUUAAUUUAUUCCUGUUGUAAAAUAAUGAUCUUAUUUUAUGUGUAUAUUUUAUUAGAUACAAACUUUUUAUGAAUGUUGUAUAUAAAAAAAACAAAACAAAAAAAAACAGUUCCCUCAAACUCAUGUAGCCUUUAAGGAAGUUAAUUUGUCGAUAUUUUUUAAUGUACAUCACUAACUACAGGCAGGAAUGAAUGAGCCAAGGAUGGUGUGUUAUCGGCAGCACUCAGGGUCAACCUUCAAAGGAGCAAACCUGAUGUGAAAAACACUGUAGAUCAUCAGUUUCUGAACUGAGCAUUGCAUUUUUGUUCACCAUUUCAGCACCCUUUUUAAUUUUUUAUUUUUUUGUCACAUUUUUUUGUAGCUCGUUUCAUUGCACGCUGUUGCACCUUUUGACACACAUCAGUAAAGUGCUAGUGCCUCAACUUUAAGUCAAUUGUAGCAUUUGUUUUAUGGACAAACUUCCUCUCACUGUACUUGGACUGCAGAGCACAGAGUUGAUUUUAUAGUCCCCUGUGAUUUUGUUUUGAUGUAUUUUAUAUUUGACAGUAGAAUUGCAGUGGUAAGGUGAAAGCGGUUCCUGUUCAGACCAUGUAUUAACAUACGUCCUGAGUGACCUAGUCUUAGGUGGAGACCAGAUCUGGUAAUAGAAUGUGUUUCCAGUGAAACCACGUAAUUGGACUUCACUUUCUUGCUCUAUAUGCAAAUAAACAUAUUCAUCUACAGCCAUAUUUGUUUGCAUACUUCAGUUUUAGACUGGAUGUAUAAUGUGUCUUCACAGAUUUAAUUCACUGUCUUUUUAAUUGAAAAACUACAGACAUUAUUAAAGCUGGAAAUUAUCUAUUACUUCCUGCAUAAGGUCACAUUAAUCAACACCAUAAAUGAAAACUUUGGCUGUUUUAUUGCUUCCAACACCUUUUUAAUGACUGAAUCCUCAAACACUUAAAAUAUGGGCAUGUGCUUUUAGUGGAUUAUGUGAACAAUACUGUUUCCUCAUGAAGAAAUAAAGUGCUGGAGUAUCGAUCAGGCUGCAUUUCAUAAACGAAGCACCAGUAAUAUGUCAUCAUGGGCUUUUUAGUCCUUAAAACAUGCAGAUAUUAUGCCAUUGGUAGAUUGUAGAGAGUCGCUCUGGUUUUCUGAAUGCAUCUUGAGUGUGUUUUCCACCUUGUUUUGCCACUAUCCACCUAUGAUCCAGUCACUCAGGUCUGAACAGGGCCUUUACCUCCAUCCCUUUUCCUCUGUACAUCCUCCAGUAACUAUUCAAACCUACAUUUUAAUCAAAUGUUAAGCACAAUGAAACAAAGUGGUUUUUAUCUACUUUAACAAAAUCACUUGUGUGAAAAAUGUG